Molecule: messenger RNA, 562 nt
Organism: Arabidopsis arenosa
Lineage: Eukaryota; Viridiplantae; Streptophyta; Magnoliopsida; Brassicales; Brassicaceae
Source: the annotation of a GenBank genome assembly
ACUCUCGUUGUUUACGGCCAUGGACUCUAAGGAAGUGUCAUUACCCUUGAUCCACAAGCAUCUUAUGAUGCCUUGUAAUGAUCCGAGGCAAGGUGAUUGUUGUGGAGGCUUGGAAGCUAUCAGUGAUGGCUAUUUUUGCAAAAGAUGUGAUUGUUUCGUCCAUAAGAAAUGUGCCACGUCCUCUAAAUAUAUCAAACUCCCAUCUCACUCAGCUCACACCCUUGAGCUUCUAAGUAAACCACAUCAUUAUUGUGAUUUAUGUGGAAGGUUUAUUAGGAAUGUAUGCUAUCAUUGUGAAAUGUGUGAUUUUGACGUGGAUCUAUAUUGUGCCAAGUACCCACCACCAGAGGUUAUUGACGUUUCCGAGGCGCAUCACCACAAGCUUACCCUUUUCAGGGAACGGAUCGAGUUCAACUGUGGUGCUAAAUGUGGCAAGAUUGGUAAUGGAUUUCCUUACAAAUGUCAUGAAUGUGAUUUGAACUUCCACAUAGAUUGUGUAUGGCAAUCGGCGGAGGUAAAACAUCCAUUAGAGAAAGAUUGAAGAUAAAUUGUUUUAUCAUUG